AUGAAGAUGAAAUAUACAUACUCGAUACCAUUUCUUUUGACGGCAAUCUUCGCUACUACUAUUCUGGGUAAAGAUAUUGAAAGACCUCUGCUAAACAACAAUCUUGGCCUCGCGAUGCCUCCUAAAUCCGAAUCGUCUUCCGAUCCUAUUGGUGGGGGUGAUACAAUCAUUCUAUCAGACAUUAUUGGGAAAGACCGAAGUAUCAAUAUCUUUGCAGGCUUCACAAGGGAUAUAGCACCCAUAAGCCAGCGAAUCGCAAAUAAUGAUCAAAAUACCACCAUUCUUGCUCCCGUCAAUUCCGCGAUAAUGGGUUUGCCUCGAAAACCAUGGGAAGAUCCGGAAGACUAUGACAAACUUGGGGCGAAUGCGUACGAGGGCGAAGACGGAGAAGAGAGAGCCCAUAGGAAUCUGCGAAGAUUUGUGGAGGCUCAUAUCGUUCCUGCGAGUCCAUGGAAGGAAGGAGAGAAAGUUAAGACUCUACAUGGAGACGAAGUUUGGUGGGAGAAUAAGGAUGGUGUCAAACAAUUGCAACCUGGGAAUAUCGAGGUCUCUAGCAUGGCAGGUGAUGUUUAUAAUGGACAAGUCUGGAUAUUGAAGGGCGUGAGAAAUUAUGCAUAG
This is a messenger RNA of Sclerotinia sclerotiorum 1980 UF-70, 618 nucleotides long. RefSeq lists its product as hypothetical. The transcript is spliced from 2 exons. NCBI's taxonomy places the organism in Eukaryota, Fungi, Ascomycota, Leotiomycetes, Helotiales, Sclerotiniaceae. The record is from RefSeq and is a predicted model, not a curated record. The coding region runs from base 1 to 618 and encodes 205 amino acids.